AUGCGAUGCGCGAGCAAGGCCGCCGAGAGCGCGUCCGCACGUCUCUGUGCGGACGCCGAAGCAGAAACCACAGCAACUGAUGUCUCAUCGGUUGCUGAAGUGACUCAGCCUGUGUCAUUUGGUGAUGCAGGCGCUAGUCAUGAAGACACUCAUGUCUUCACAGAGUAUGAGCUCGGUGUCUCAUACUCUCCUGAUACGGAAGACGAAUCCGUAUCGACGGCGAUCGAAUCUAAGCCGCCUGCCAAGCGUGGCAUGGAUGAUGCUAUGCGUCGUAGCAUCUUUGGUUCAUCUGAUGAAUCAGAUGAACCAUCGCCGAAGCGAAGGCGCUCGAGGUCGCGAGACUCGGGCGCUAACAGUGGUGUUCGGUUCUCCUAUUGA
This is a messenger RNA of Peronospora matthiolae, 378 nucleotides long. Lineage: Eukaryota; Oomycota; Peronosporomycetes; Peronosporales; Peronosporaceae. The record is from the annotation of a GenBank genome assembly.